Messenger RNA from Porites lobata, 508 nucleotides. NCBI's taxonomy places the organism in Eukaryota, Metazoa, Cnidaria, Anthozoa, Scleractinia, Poritidae. The record is from the annotation of a GenBank genome assembly.
CCGACAACAAUCAAAUUUCAAACCUUUUGUAUUUCUUUAUUUUUGUCUUGGUAUUUUUUGGGGGGCCAGUACACUUGUGAGAGCGGCAAUGGAUAGUGACGACGAAAUUUUCCUAACGCAAAAUACUUUCUCUCAGGAGCCUUUUUCCCCUGAGUUGAAUUUGGAAGAGUUAGUGGGAGACUUUAGAGAAGUAAGCGAACGAGAUAGUGUUGAAGUCGAAAAGAAAGAAAAUCCUGGGCGUAAUAUCGUUGUUGUUUGUGAUAACGAAGUCGAGAAGAGAAGAGAGUCCAGAAUACCGGCAAACACGAAAGUUAAUACUUCAUGGGCGGUACGUUGCUGGGAGGAAUGGGCCGUCGAACGCAAUGUAAAAGUUAAAAAGAAUAGCAGCAAAGAGAAAUACUACGAAGUCAAUCCUGACAUUAAGAAAGUCGCUAAUGAGCAGCUUGACUACCGGCUUGGAAAGUUUGUUUUGGAAAUUCGGAAGAAGAAAGAACCUGGAAGCGUGUAA